CCCCGUGUGAGGGGUGUUCUUUGGGGUGACGGUGUCAAACCGCGUGUGAAGGGCUGCUUGCCGGUAUCUGCCCUUUGGCAGCCGGCGAUGGCGCUGGGUGUGCUCAGCCCGAGCCGUGCCAGGGGAGCACUGAGCUGUAGGAGCAGCCCGGGGUCCAGCAGUUCCUCGCUGUAAUGUUCUGUGGUGCAGCCGUGGGCAGGGAUCCCUUCCCGAGGGAGGAGGCAGAGAAAGCCCGCACGAAGAAUUAAUUCAGUGUAACUCGAUCUGCUGCUGCCCCUGGAUGCUGGGAUGAAAUCCAGGCCGUUGGGUCUGGGCUGUUUGUGCUGGUGGCACCCCGACCUUGGGGCUGUACGAACCAGUCGUGCAGGCUGGAGGACUCAGGGAUGGUUUUCCUUGCACCAGCUGAUGCAGAAUCCACUCUGAUGACACAGCUGGAAAAUUCCAGAGCCUGUUUCUGAGCUUCCCCACUGCCUGAUUAUCAAAGGACUCCCACAGACAACAUAAAGGGCUCCAGAGCAGCAAAGUCAGAGCUGCUUUUUCCCAAGUGGUUUGUUUGCUUUGGGCUCAAUCACCUUUAACCCCUUUAUUUUCAUCUUCUCUUUGAAAAAGGAAAGGAGCUCUCGGUAAAAAAUGUCGUGGAUCAGAGAGGGCGAGCUGAGCAUCAUAGAGAGGUUCUGUGCCAACAUCAUUAAGGCAGGUCCCAUGCCCAAGCACGUCGCCUUCAUCAUGGAUGGCAAUCGCCGCUACGCCCAGAAGUGUCACGUGGAGAGGCAGCAGGGACACUCUCAAGGCUUUGAUAAGCUGGCACAGACCCUGCGGUGGUGCUUGAACCUGGGCAUUCGGGAGGUGACAGUUUAUGCCUUCAGCAUUGAGAACUUCAAACGCUCCAAGGAGGAGGUGGAUGGGCUCAUGGACCUGGCCAGGCAGAAGUUCAGCCGCCUCCUGGAGGAGCAGGAGAACCUGAAGAAGCACGGGGUGUGCAUCCGUGUCCUCGGGGAUCUGCCCCUCCUGCCCGUGGAUAUCCAGGAGCUGAUUGCCCAAGCUGUGCUGGCAACCAGGAACUACAACAAGUGCUUUCUGAAUGUCUGCUUUGCAUACACAUCGAGGCAUGAGAUCAGCAAUGCUGUCAGGGAGAUGGCCUGGGGGGUGGAACAAGGACUGCUGGAACCCAGUGAUGUGUCUGAAUCACUGCUGGAUAAAUGUCUGUACACCAACAACUCCCCUGACCCAGACCUGCUCAUCAGAACCUCUGGAGAGGUUCGCCUCAGUGAUUUCCUGCUCUGGCAGACAUCCCAUUCAUGCCUGGUGUUUCAAUCAGUCUUGUGGCCAGAAUAUUCCUUUUGGAACUUGUGUGAAGCUAUCCUUCAGUUCCAGAUGAACCACAGUGCUUUGCAGAAGGCCAGAGACUCCUACCUGGAGGAGAGGAGGCGACAGCAGAUGGAGAGGGACCAGGCUUACGUGAGCAGGAAGCUGCAGCAGGAGGGGAGCUCGUCCCACGGGGACUCGCGGCGCCGGCGGACGCUGCUGCAGAAAUGCACAGCCCUGAGGGAGGAGAGGAUCCAGGGCUUCCUGCAGGCCCUGGAGCACAAGAGAGCAGACUUCUUUGAGAGAUUGUGUCCAGUGUCUGCCUGACACAGGUGCUGGGCUCUGGGGAGCACACUGUUCACAGGGAGCAGCUGCUGCCCACAGGGACUGGCU
Molecule: messenger RNA, 1698 nt
Organism: Sturnus vulgaris (Common starling)
Lineage: Eukaryota; Metazoa; Chordata; Aves; Passeriformes; Sturnidae
Source: RefSeq, a predicted model, not a curated record